AUGUCUCGAGAUCUGGCAUCUCUGGAUGCGGACUCGCCUGCCGAUGGCCGUCCUGUACUGGCAGUAGUAUUGCCCAUAAUGCACUACAUCUAUCCGACGGCCAUCUUUUUGUAUUGGCUGCUUGCAACCUCGCUGGCUAUCUGCACCCUCCAAACCCAGCAUUCCGGUCCGGGCCUUGUGCCACGAAAGCCCAUUCAGAUCUUGACCGGCGCCGCCAUUCUGACCUACUUCUGCCAGCUUGGCGCACUACUCUACACUGCCUUUGUCGCCCACGGGAUCUUGGCGCCUCAAGACGCCAUUGUCGGCCUUCUCUCGUGUAUUCUGGUCUUUGGCGUUCAGCUCGCUGCUCUCACCAGGACCAAGAACCCCGUCUGGUAUCCCUACAUCGGCUCCUUCUCCUUGGGGCUGGUCUUUGAAUUGGCCCAAGAGAUUUUGCGGUGCGUCUACCAUAGCCGCCCGCUUGGCACUGUCGCCGAGGUGAUUGAUCUCGUCGCGGUGAUCAAUCGCUGCCUUUGCUUCUCACUGGUUCUUCUACUCUCCGUUGGAGCGAACCAUCUUUCCCGUACCCGAGGGAGGGAUGCUGAAGAGCAGCCACUCCUGCCAAAGGACGACCGCGUCCAUGGACACACGAGAGACGGCCAACAAGCCAGCCAAGACUCUGGGUACGGCUCGACUGGCGCCAACUCUAGCCAGGCAUCAUCAGACACCCCAGAAUCGCCAUGGGAGCGGCGCCAGCGAGAGGCAAAGGAGAAGCUCGACCAGCGCCUCAAGGAGCAAGGUAACUGGUUGAACUACCUCAAGAGCUUUCAGGAGCAGAUCUUCCUCCCGUACCUUUGGCCAGUCAACAACCGAAUUUUGCAGCUCAGGGCGGUACUGGUCGGUGUGUGCUUGCUUCUCAACAAUUUGCUUCAUGUCUUGAUUCCUCGACAGCUCGGUAUCGUUACCGAUAGCCUGGAUGAGCGGAGUUCUCAGAAUCCCUGGACCCAGGUCCUCAUUCUCAUCAUCCUAAAGCUCGCCGCCUCCGAGGCUGGUAUUCUUCUCUUGCAGCAAUGGCUCUGGGUCCCCGUCGAGUACUACUCGUUUGGCGCCAUCAGCACCGCGGCAUACUCUCACGUACUCAACCUGUCGUCGGACUUUCACGAUACCAAGAGCUCCUCGGAUGUCAUGAUGGCUAUUCAGUCUGGCCAAAACGUCUCCAAUCUGCUUGAAUCCAUUUGCUUCCAGGCCUUGCCCAUGCUGGUUGACCUCGGCAUCGCCUUUGUCUACCUGUCGGCCACCUUUGGGCCAUACGAAGGUCUCAUCACUCUAACGACGGCGAUAGUCUUUCUCUUUAUCGCGACCCGCAUGCUCGAGGGGCUCAAGGAGAGCCGAAAGAGCGAAGUUGCGGCGUAUUUCGAGGAGCACUACGUCCGCCAGGCCGGUAUCCAGGGGUGGUCCACAGUUGCAUCUUUCAACCAGAUUGGCUACGAGGAAAAUCGAUACUCUAACGCUGUCGGCACCAGAAUCGCCAGGUCGCAAGCCGUCUUGAUCGGCUACCUUUUGUCCUACGCAGCCCAGUGUCUGGUCCUGUUUUUGGGGCUCUUGGCCGGCGCUUUCUUAGCUGUCUAUCAAGUGUCGACUGGGCAGGCCACGCCCGGCCAAUUCAUCAUGCUCCUUACCUACUGGGCUCAGCUCGUGGCGCCCUUGAGCUUCUUUGCCCGACUGGGCAAGAACCUGUCCUCUAAUUUGAUCCAUGCGGAGAAGCUCCUCGAGAUUCUCACCACCAAACCAAGUAUUGUCAACAAGACGGGUGCAGAGCCUCUCCGUCUCGUUGCCGGACACGUAAAGUUCAGCAAUGUUCACUUCUCCUACGAUGACAAGAAGGCUAUUCUCAAAGACAUCGACUUUUCGGUCUCUCCCGGCACGACAGUCGCUCUCGUCGGACCAACCGGGGCUGGCAAAUCGACCAUCUUGAAGCUCCUAGAUCGGUUUUAUGACGUGACAGAGGGCUCUGUCGAGAUUGACGGCCAGGAUAUCCGAGAGGUCAACGUCAAUAGUCUUCGAUCCCACAUCGGUAUUGUGCCACAAGCACCCAUUCUUUUCGACGACACCAUCAUGAACAAUAUACGCUAUGCCAGGUUAUCAGCAUCCGAAGACGAGGUACACCGAGCAUGCGAGGCAGCUUGUAUUCAUGAGCAAAUAUUGGGUUUCACCGACGGCUACGACACGAGGAUAGGCGAGCGUGGAGUCAAGAUCUCUGGCGGCGAGCUACAGCGCAUGGCCAUAGCUCGAGCCAUUCUCAAGAAUCCCUCCAUCGUCUUGCUGGAUGAAGCCACUAGUGCUGUCGAUACCGAGACGGAGGAGAAGAUUCAGGACGGCCUGAAGGCCUUGUGCCGCGGUCGCACGACUUUUGUCGUAGCUCACCGCUUGUCCACCGUCAUCAAUGCCGACUGCAUCAUGGUAAUUGCAGGCGGUGAGCUCGUCGAGCAGGGAAGCCACGACGAACUGCUCCGCAGAGGCGGCCGAUAUGCCACUCUGUGGUCGAAACAAAUCCAGGCCAAGACCAAGCAAAACAGCGAAGACACUGACGGUGAUGGUAGCACUGGCUUAUCAGAUCUUCUCAUCGACGUGGCACCAGCGGCCGCAGAUGAGGAGCUGGCCAAGGGCUCCUAUCUGAAUCCCGACGCUCCAACUUUUACACCUCGGACGUAUGCUGCUGCGGGCACUCCAGCGACUAAAACGGGAGAUAGGGCCCAGAAGCGAGGACUUCUUCCCAGCUUCGAUGAGGCGCCUUGUCAAACCGAGAACGAGGUGACGCAGCUAGCCUCGCCUAUCGAGAAUGAAACACCCUGUCCUGAAGCGGAGCCAUCCAACGUUCCCGUCGAGGCGCAGAAGGUACAAAAAGACCAGAAAGAGAACCAGCCCACGGUCAAGGCUGAACCCGUGCAAGACGCCGAAGCGGCAACAAACAAGCGGGCGGCAGAGGCGUCUCGCACCGGCAGCAAAUCCAAGGGCAAGUCGGACAAGGUUAGAUGGAGACGCCCUCGGUAUUCUCGUCGCCUUCAGUCAAAGAGUGAGCCCUCGGCCAGCAGCGGCUCCUCGAACCAACCCGCUUAA
Messenger RNA from Thyridium curvatum, 3096 nucleotides. RefSeq lists its product as uncharacterized. Gene Ontology annotation, biological process: transmembrane transport. The transcript is spliced from 6 exons. Bases 1 to 3096 code for a protein of 1031 amino acids. Gene Ontology annotation, cellular component: membrane. Gene Ontology annotation, molecular function: ATP hydrolysis activity; ABC-type transporter activity; ATP binding. The record is from RefSeq and is a predicted model, not a curated record. NCBI's taxonomy places the organism in Eukaryota, Fungi, Ascomycota, Sordariomycetes, Thyridiales, Thyridiaceae.